Messenger RNA from Suillus plorans, 1060 nucleotides. RefSeq lists its product as uncharacterized. Bases 420 to 1040 code for a protein of 206 amino acids. NCBI's taxonomy places the organism in Eukaryota, Fungi, Basidiomycota, Agaricomycetes, Boletales, Suillaceae. The record is from RefSeq and is a predicted model, not a curated record. The transcript is spliced from 4 exons.
AUUACACCCGCGGUCGAUCCCAAAUUCGGAAACUCUUUUUUUUUUGACAACCGAGUUCACUUCGCCUAAACGCUAAAGGGAUCGAUACCACAACUGUCUGUUUCAGUACGUGUUACUCAAGAACCCAUAUGAACUAAGGUUUCAUGGCGUUAAUCUUCAUCUUUUUCAGACCUCUAUUUCUCUUGCCAGCUCCUGGAGGAUAGCAAGCCGCUGACCAUGCCCUUCCGCACGUCCUUCAAAGCUUUCAAGAACGACUAACUAUACGCACGCUACUCAAUGCUGUGUCCUCGCGUUCACAAAUAACAUUUACGUAUGAGAUAUCGGACGCACAGCGGUGCACGCUGGUGGCUCAACAUUUAGGAUGUUUUGGGAGAAACGAUUCGUCAGGUACAUUUAUAUUGCGUGGCAAUGCUUACGAAAUGGUCACCGCGUCAGGAAUGAAUUUAUGUCAGAUAAAAUACCGCUUGUUGCUUUGGGCAGGUCAGGAAGUAGACGGUUCCAUGCAGACCAAGACUCCCAGUCACGAAGAAGUAUGUAUAUUUAUGUCGACCUUCUGCGAUUCGACUUUCCCGUUAUUCGGCGAAGCUAAUGAGGCAACGAUACCAUUUGCACCUCCAGAGACACCUGUACUUUUCAGCUAUUUCGCUACAGAUUCACAUCUCUGGGCUAUCCUUAACGCUGAGAUCACACACGAAAACCCCGUAGAGGACAGGCAUCGCCGGCUCGUGCAGAGCCACCGAAGUAGGCCGUGCGACAGAGAGCUCAAAUUAAAUGCCAAGAUCAGAGAUGAACCUGAUGAGAGCAAGAAGCCACGUCGUUUUGCACUGAUGACUUCCUUCUAUGCUAUUAUAGGAAAUACUCAAUUAUGCACCCUCUCGGCCUGUCAACUCCGAGGAGAAAGACCUCAUCUGGAAGUUUCGUUUCUACCUCGCCCGGGACAAGCGCGGGCUUACCAGAUUCCUCAGAUCUGUCACUUGGCGCGAUCCUUCGAAAGUGAAGCAAGCAGUGGAGGAGCAUGGGGUCGAGCCGAGUGUUAUUGAUACAUUUAUGCUUAGUUGUG